AUGUCAAUGAGCCGCCCGGCCGCUGUCUUGCAGGCUGGGGGCGACGAUGACAAGAACGACGACCCGAUGGCUAUACUCGGGCAGCAUGAGCGACACGUGCUGGUGUUGACACGGGCCGGCAAGCCCGUCUUUUCUCAGCAUGGUCACGAAGAGCAACUCAGCCCACUGUGUGCCCUCCUUCAAGUGCUGCUGCACAUACACGAAGACAAGGAGAGCGGCGACGAGCAAAGCCGGGGUCCGUCCCAGCCUGCUCCCAGAUCGGACGGCACCGCAUCCUCCGCGGCCGUGAAGGAUGAGUUGCGCCAGGUAGUCUACUACUGCUCAAGGUCGACGUCCGGCGAGGCCUGGCAUCAAGGUGACGUGAACGCGCAAGUGCAAGCCCUGACACUCUUCUUCCACGUUCAGGGUGAGCUGAUGUACGUCAUGUCAGUGCGCAGUGUGGCCCCGUCACCCCCAGCAGGUGCUGUGGAGGUGUCAAGUGCGGAAGGAGAAUGCGAGCCGCCGCCACUGGCCAGCUACUGCCUGGCUCAGCUGCGGCAUGUCCACCACUGCAUCCUCCUCGUGCUUCCCACCGUGAACACUCUGCUGACGAGGUCACCCGGACUGGAUGUCAUGGCCACGUACACUUCGGCCGACCGUGCGGCGCUUCGAGAGCUCAUCGAGUCCCACCAGACCGAACUGACAUACGCUCUUGGUGCAGUGGCCACGCUGGCCCUCAGCGUAGAGAAGCGUCGAGUGGUAGAACGAGCGCUGCUGUGCUGUUACCGCAGCUGCGUCGACGCCGCCGUCGGGCCGCCGGCACACCAGUUGUUCAGCUUUCUGUACUUUAAAAACUACCUCGUGGCCGCCAUCGGACCUCCCGAGACGUACGCCGCAGACCUCAAGAUCUCUGUGUCCACGCCCCUUGCACUGGGGCCCGACACUGCACUCUGCGGCUGUCUGCAUGUCGACGACGCGCUUCUCCUGUACCGCUACGCUCGCUCGCUCGUCUCACGGCAGCUGGGGGAGGCGUGGGUGCCGGUGUGUCUGCCACGCUUCAACAGCACCGGCUACCUCUGGUGCUACGCCGUCAACUUCACUCGCUACGCGCGUGAGCUCCGUCAGCAGCAAGGCAGGACGGUAUGGCCAAAGGUCUGGGAGGAACACACGGAGCUCGAUUUAAUGCUGCUGCACGUGUCUGCCUCACAGGAUGACUUCACGGCGCUAUCUCGUUGCACCCGACGCUUCGCGCAGGACCUUUACGCGCCAGUCGUGGGGGACAACUUCUAUUAUCGGUUGGAGGAGGAACUCUACUACCGUACACCAGCCCCCUUGACGGAACUCCUGUCCUUGUCUCACAUGUCGCUGUCCCCCUGCUCCACGCGUGACCUGUCUAGCGGGACCGGCGGGGUGCCGCUGUGGUAUGGCGUGGUCAUCCAAGGCAGUGACGCAGCCUUCCUCAACGCCGCUCAAGGCGAAGAGGCCAAGCCAACAACGCGGGCGGCCGCAACAGCCACGCGCACGCUCGACUGUCCCUCAGCGAGCAUUCGGUUACUCUUUGAGAGCCAGCCCUCACCGCUGCUUAACAUCGCCACUGUGGAGAAUGCCAAGGAGUUCCGGCAGCUUGCAGCGCGCUACCAGGCGCAACUGCGUGCUGCCCCCGCCUCUUCUUCAGCCCCUUGCAUGCUGUUUGUGCGCCACAACAGCGCCCUCGCCUUUGCAGUGGUUCAGCCAACUCCGGCCACGCUGGCGACGCUGGCCGAGCAAUUCUUUUCGCCGAAGAAUCCGUUCGAUGUGCCAAGCGAUGGCACUGCCGCUGGCGGCGACGCUGCAGAGUUUCUCCAGGAGGGUCGAUGCAGUGCGGCCGCAGCCUCUCACCGCGGUGUAUCUUUGACUACCUGGGUAGAGGCCGUUCGUGCGCUUGGCGUAGCGGAGCUCACGGUGGUGUUCGGGGCUGCCACACCGGAGGCCAUGGCGUGGUAUUGGGUGGGGCACAUCUUGUUCAUCGCGGUGCAGCGGCGGAGCCACUUCGUUGUACGUCAGCUGAUCGGUGAUCGUCGGUGA
This is a messenger RNA of Leishmania mexicana MHOM/GT/2001/U1103, 2043 nucleotides long. RefSeq lists its product as hypothetical. NCBI's taxonomy places the organism in Eukaryota, Euglenozoa, Kinetoplastea, Trypanosomatida, Trypanosomatidae. Gene Ontology annotation, biological process: vesicle-mediated transport; protein targeting to vacuole. The transcript has a single exon. The coding region runs from base 1 to 2043 and encodes 680 amino acids. The record is from RefSeq and is a predicted model, not a curated record.